UGUGAAAGGGGUGGGGGUUGGGGUGGCAUUGAGUCUGGUGUUGCCUAACCUGUUUUCCAGCUCAGGUGGUGGUCCGAGAAGGCAUUUAACUGACCGAUCCUCUUAAGUUGACAGAACAGCUGAGGUACAGAGGAGACAACAUUGCCUGGGCUUUUGGAGGACACAUCUCUAAGACAUCACAAGGUAAGUCCUUCCUAUCCUAUGCCCUAAUCCGAGCCCAGCGAGCCCCAGCAUACAAAGAUUAGCUUUAUAAGGCUUUUGAUGCAAUUAGAAUGAGAUAUUUAACAUUGUCAUUUGUGCUGAUGGUACAAUGGGAACUUCAAUCAGUUUAGUGCUCUUGUAUGUAGAGUACAGAGGCCUAACAGUGUUAAUUAUGCUGUGUUGAAGCUAGUAAUGGAUUUAUAGUUUCUGCAAUUUUAUGAAAUUCUUCUAGUUUUAUAUUUUAAAUGUCUUGCUGAACAGAUUAAAUUGUCCCUCAUGAAAUUGCCUUGACCUAAAUGUAAAUGAGCGGGUGAAGGUAGUAAAUAAUUUGAUUUGUGUGACCCUACGACUUGAUUUGUGUGAUAUCGACAUUUGUGGGUGGAUGUAGGGUCAUAUUUCGGCACAUGGGUUAUUGUUGUUGGCUGAUUGUUAAUGAACUUGGCACUUGGUGUCACCCUGAAAGAUAGUUUGUCAAAAUACCUUGCCCAGAACUGUAGAUUGAUCAAUGAUUGGUGAAGUGGAUUUUGCUAGUGGGGUACUAUUCAUCAAACAUAUAAUUCCUGUUAGAUGUACAUCACAGCAAGCAACACAUUCCAUAUUUAAAGGGAGUUCUAUGAGACAAUGAUUGAAAUACUGUAUACCAUUUCAUAAUGUUAUGGUGGCUUCAUUCUCAUCUGACCACUGAAGAAUGUAAUGCAACAGCAACACCUCAGAGAUAUCAAGUAACAAUGGUACUAUAAAAGACACUAUGCACCUGUUUCCGGGACACAGAUUAAGCCUAGUCCUGGUCUAAAAAGCAUACUCAACUGGAGAAUCUCAAUAGAGAAUUUUAGACCAGGACUAGGCUUAAUCUGUGUCCCGGAAAAAGGUGCAUAGUGUCUUUUAUAGUACCAUUGUUACUUGAUAUCUCUGAGGUGUUGCUGUUGCAUUACAUUCUUCAUAGUGGUCAGAUGAGAAUGAAGCCACCAUAAAAUUAUGAAAUGGUAUACAGUAUUUCAAUCAUUGUCUCAUAGAACUCCCUUUACAUAUGGAAUGUUGCUUGCUGUGAUGUACUGUACAUCUAACAGGAAUUACAUAUCAAGCCAAGCCAUUCAUUUGGUAUUUUUACUUGCCUUUAAAUGAAGCCACAAUAAUAAACCCACAACUAUUGACUUGCUUCAAUCUUCUUUUACUUCUAAUAUUUAUCCUCAGAGAUUGAAACAACUUUUUUCCUUUUCAUGAAACAGAGAGACCGGUAAAAGUUGUAACCAAAAGUAUGUGGCUUCAUGUUUUGCAUUUUCACAGAAUGCAUUUGUGGUCGUGUAAUAAUGUAAUGUUUUGAAGCCAAUAUCAUGACACUCAUAAUUCCACUUACACCAUUUCUUCUUUCUGACAUGCUGCCCACCCGACCCCUCAGUGUAGGUGACGCAUUGACAUUCAUUGAAAGUAGUGGGUGUGGCAGUAUGCGGCUGUGGUAGUAGGUAUAGCAUGUAAGCUAGCAUGCAUCUCAACCAACUGGUUUGCGAUACAUUCCCCUGAGCAUCCUGGCCAUGCCUGGGAUUCCUGAGGUGUGAGGCUGUGGUUAGGUGUCGCUGUCACUCUAUCUGUCAAUCAGGCAGCAGUAAAUUGAAGGCAGAGAGCUUUGACAAGCUUUAGUGUGGAUAUUAAGAAUGAUUGUCAUUAUAAACAAUAGUGAUGAUAGUACCUUUUUAAGAAACAUACACUGAGUGUACGAAACAUUAAGAACACCUUCCUAAUAUCGAGUCUGUCAUGGUAAGAGCAGGUGUUAAUGUUUUGUGUAGUCAGUGUAUAGUAUAGUCCAAUUACUAUUUUGGUUGGUUGUUGCGUGUUAUGAUAUGAUAACUCUAGUAUUGAUGCGAGAAUGUAGUAAGAAUGUAAUAUGUAGUUUUGUUUAGAAUGAUAGUCGUCCUACCCUUUUAUUGAAAUGAGUGGCAUUCCUAGGCUAUAACACAUUUUGUGUGAUGAAUUGUUUAUCAUUUUGUAUGAGGGGGGUUAGGGCGUCUUGAGACAUAGCAAAAGUCUAGGAAAGACUGUUCAGGUGUAAGUCUGAGCAGAGAGAUACAUUAACUCUGUACUAAAGUUUGUCAUGUGCAUAAAAAGUAGUUUUUACUUCAAACAAGUGGUAUGCGUUUGUGUGUGUGCGUGCACAUGUGCAUGCGUGGAUGUUUCACCCGCUGGGCUGGGAGAGGAUGUGGUUUUCUGCUAGCUACACCUCUCAAAACAUUUACCGGUUAUAUCAACACAUAUAUAUAUUUUUAUAAUGUGAGAAAGUUUUGUAAUUAUACUGAACAAAACUAAAAUAAAAGGCCACUAAAAUGUGCAUAGAUAUCUCAAGUUUUGAGGGAGCGGGCAAUUGGCAUGCUGACUGCAGGAAUGUCCACCAGAGCUGUUGCCAGAGAAUUGAAUGUUAAUUUCUCUACGAUAAGCUGCCUCCAACAUCGUUUUAGAGAAUUUGGCAGUAUGUCCAACCGGCCUCACAAUCGCAGACCACGUGUAACCACGCCAGCCCAGGACCUCCACAUCCGGCUUCUUCACCUGCGGGAUCGUCUGAGACCAGCCACCCGGACAGCUGAUAAAACUGUGGGUUUGCACAACCGAAUAAUUUCUGCACAAACUGUCAGAAAACUUCUCUGGGAAGCUAAUCUGCGUGCUCGUCGUCCUCACCAGGGUCUUGACCUGACUGCAGUUUGGUGUCGUAACCGUCUUCAGUGGGCAAAUGCUCACCUUUGAUGACCACUGGCAUGCUGGAGAAAUGUGCUCUUCACGGAUGAAUCCUGGUUUCAACACUCCCAGGCAGAUGGCAGACGUGUGGGCGAGCGGUUUGCUGAUGUCAACAUUGUGAACAGAGUGCCAUAUGGUGGUGGUGGGGUUAUGGUAUGGGCAGGCAUAAGCUAUGGACAAUGAAGACAAUGUAAUGUAAAUGUAAGACAAUUGCAUUUUAUCAAUGGCACUUUGAAUGCACAGAGACACCGUGACGAGAUCCUGAUGCUCAUUGUCGUGCCAUAUAUCCGCCGCCAUCACCUCAUGUUUCAGCAUGAUAAUGCACGACUCCAUGUCGCAAGGAUCUGUACACAAUUCCUGGAAGCUGAAAAUGUCCCAGUUCUUCCAUGGCCUGCAUACUCACCAGACAUUGAGCAUGUUUGGGAUGCACUGGAUCAACGUGUCCAGUUCCCACCAACAUCCAGCAACUUCGCACAGCCAUUGAAGAGGAGAGGAACAACAUUCCACAGGCUACAAUCAACAGCCUGAUCAACUCUAUGCGAAGGAGAUGUGUUGCGCUGCAUGAGGCAAAUGGUGGUCACACCAGAUACUAACUGGUUUUCUGAUCCACGCCCCUACCUUUUUUUAAAGGUAUCUGUGACCAACAGAUGCAUAUCUGUAUUCCCAGUCAUGUGAAAUCCAUAGAUUAGGGCCUAAUGAAUUUAUUUCAAUUGACUGAUUUCCUUAUAUAAAUUGUAACUCAAAAUCGUUGAAACUGUUGCAUGUUGCAUUUAUAUUUUUGUUUGGUGUAGUAACAGCAAUUAUUUCCACAUUUUCAUUGUAGAACGGUACCCUACAAUAAAAACAGUAUUAUAUUAGGUUGAAAUUGAUUUUUCAUUUGGCUGUCACAAAAUAAGGGAAAAUUGUCCUUGAAGAUGUUUCAAUGUCCAUUUUAUUGUAGUGCAAGAUACAACCCUGUAAGAUUGUUUUAUUUUUUAUAGAGUUCUGCUUCUUAAACCAUAUUAUUAACUGCACCUCACUUCUUUUUUGUUGUUGUUUUUACAGGUUAUAGUGGACAUCUUUCUUGAUAUGCUGCUGUAAAUAUACUUCAGAAAUCAUGGUGAGUGAAAUACUUUAUUUAUACAAUUUCCUGACAUUUCAUAACCUUUCAUGCUUCCCAUUAAAGAGGCAAUCUAUGAUUGGUACAUCCAUUUUAGGACUUUUAAAUUAAUUAUACCCAUUGAUUAAUGAAGAAUCUAACUUAUAAAAGCUUCAUGAGCUUAGUUCCAGUGUCAUACCAUCAGAACCCAAAAUAUAUAAUCUUAUGUUGCUCCAUUGUUAGUAAACAAUGGAAUUGUAAACCAACACUAGCCUCAAAACAUGAUUAAAACUAUACUUUUUAUAUCAUGGUUGCUCAGUCCUUGCAUCCAUAGCUCUGUCUAUGAAUUUGAGAGUCUCCCUUAGGCCACUGAGCCUCCCGAGUGGCGCAGUGGUCUAAGGCACUGCAUCGCAGUGCUAGCUGUGCCACUAGAGAUCCUGGUUCGAAUCCAGGCUCUGCUGUAGCCGGCCGCAACCGGGAGACCAAUGGGGCGGCGCACAAUUGGCCCAGCGUCGUCCAGGGUAGGGGAAGGAAUGGCCGGCAGGGAGGUAGCUCAGUUGGUAGACGCCAGGGUUGUGGGUUCGAUUCCCACGGGGGGCCAGUAUAAAAAAAAAUAUAUAUAUAUAUAUGCAAUGUAUGCACUAACUGUAAGUCGCUCUGGAUAAGAGCGUCUGCUAAAUGACGUAAAUGUAAAUGAGAGUGGUUACAUUUCUCCAGCCUCACCCCUCAACUUCUUACGAAAACAGUGUUUGAACUGCAGAUUUCCCCUUUAAAGAACAGAAGCCUUGAGGAAGUGUGUUCUCCUAAAAACAAGCUAUCUAUCCUGGGGUGUAUUCACAGUCUAAGAAAUCAGAUCCUAAAACCAUACAGAUGUUGUCUUCCCAGAGUCUUUGAAUACUGCUCACAUGCUAAAGUAACUGUUACAAACAGUUGAUGCUUAAACUUCAUGAUAGUGACUACAAUUGAUUUGAUUUAAUUGUAUUUGACUGUUGACCUCUUACUAGAAUGGGAAAAGUCGGCAAAGACGUUACUCCGAAAGCUUGGUCCUGGAGGAUUCAGACAGAGGAGGAGUUGUCAUCACUGGAAUCACAGACCCUAGUGUCACUCAUAAGAGUGGCUUGAAAGAAGGUAAAAUGUCACAUACCAGUUAAUUUCUACUAAAAAACGUUCCUAAUUAUAAAAUGUAAAGCAUAUGUACUUUGUAUUUUUAGUUGUACAUAUAAGAAAACGACAGAGAUAUUCUUUCAAGCCUCCAUUUUUUCCCUACUGUUUUAGGCGAUGAGAUUGUUGCUGCCACCAUACAUCUUAACCACCUCAGUAAAGAUGACCUGAUGGAAAUACUCAAGAUCAUGGAGCCUUACGAAGACAACAUGAGUUUUGUGACAAAGCCUGGUCUGAAAGCCAGCGCCAGUCUCGGCUCAUUGGACGGUGGUCUCAAAAGUCCCGGGGAUGUAAGUAUCAGAAUCAAAUUUACUUCAUGAUUUAUGCCAGCAGUCAUUACACUAUGCUCAAGGUGCCUUUUCAUUUCUGAACAAUUAUAUCAAUAAUGUAUUAUGGAUCAUUACUUAGUAUUUGUCCAUUGACUACCACUUAAUUGCUAUUUGAUUGUCAACAGAUGCUCAAAGAUACCUACAGCAGAAUGCAGCGAGCAGUUGAGGCACCAUCUAUUGAGGUUGUUGGCCUCAGUGGACAAUUAAAUGCAGAAGGCAGGUUGAAUAAUGAAAUCAAUGGUCCCACUUUGAAUGGGAAAUUGCCCAAUGUGACCUUGGACACACCUGGAACUGAUGGAGGUGCAAAGUUUCCAAUGCCCACCAUUGGAAUGUCUGGGCCUGUAAUGAAAGGAGCAGAUCAGGAGGGCACCCUCAGAGGCCCUAAAGUCAGUCUAUCAACACCAGAGCUCAGCACUUCAGAUGCUUCACUUGACUUGGAGAAACCAGCGGUUAAGACGAGUGGAUUGAAGUACAAGCAUCCAAAAUUCAAAAUGCCUCACUUCAAACCACCACACAUAAAAGCCAAAGCGCCAAAGGGAGACGUGAAUGUAUCAGCAGAUUUAGAAGGCCCUGGUCUCAGUGGAGAGCUAGAGACACGAGACCUGACCCUCUCAGCCCCUGAUGUGGAAAUCAAAUGCCCAGAUGUAGAUUUGAAUGGGCCAAAUGCUGACUUGAAAGCUCCAGAUGUUGACAUUGAGGCUCCAUCAGGCAAAUUCAAAUGGCUUACUCUCACAAAGCCCAAGUUCAGAUUAUCUGGACCAAAAGUGAAGGGACCUGAAGUGGACAUAGAUGCUGACCUGUCUGCACCUGACAAUCUCUCCACUCCCAACAUUGAUGGAGAGAUAAGCGCACCAGAUGUAGACCUGAGUUUACCAAAAGCUGAGGUAGAUCUGCAAGCUCCAGAUAUCGACAUUGAGGCUCCCUCAAGUAAAUUCAAAUGGCCUCAUUUAAAGAAACACAAAUUUGGUCUUCAUGGGCCCAAAGUCAACCCCCCUGGUGUGGAUUUUAAGGCAGAUCUGGAGACACCAACUGUUGAUCUUUCUGUCCCAAAAAUUGAGGCUGAGAUGAGCAACCCAGAUUUAGAAUUGAAUUUACCCAAAGCAGACCUCAGUAGCCCUGAGGUAGAUGUAAAAGUCCCUGAUGUUGACAUUCAUUCUCCCACUGGGAAACUUAAGUUCCCAAAACUCAAAAAGCCAAAUUUCAGGCUCUCUGGACCAAAUAUAAAAGCUCCAGACAUUGAUGUUGAUGCAGAUCUGAAAGCACCUGACCUCAGUCUCUCUGUCCCUGAAGUUGAGGCAGGGCUUAACAUGCCUGAUUUGCACACCAAUUUGCCAAAUGAUAUCAAAGGCCCUGAAGUAGACCUGAACGCAUCAGAAGUGGACAUUGAGCCCCCUUCAGGGAAAUUGAAAUUGCUUACUCUAAAAAAGCCCAAGUUUCAUCUCUCUGGACCCAAGGCUAAGGGUCCCAAAGACUUCAAUCUCUCCACUCCAAAUAUUGAUGGAGAAAUACAUGCACCAGAUGUAGAUCUUAAUUUACCCAAAGCUGACCUUGAAGGCCCAGUGGUAGAUGUUGACAUUGAUGCACCCUCUGGAAAAGUCAAGUGGUUCAACCUAAAGAAGCCCACAGCUGAUUUGAAAGGUCCAGAUGUAGAUCUUCAGGCACCAGAGGUCGACAUUAAGACACCCUCUGGUAAGCAUAGAUUUCCAACUUUAAAAAUGCCCACAAUUAACUGGACUGGACAUAAGGUGAAGGGACCAAAGCUUGAUGCUGAUCUGAAGAGAGCAGAUUUGGACCGACCAGCUCCCGUGGUUGAUGUGAAUUUACCAGGAGCAGAUCUCCAAGGCCUUGAUCUUAACCUCUCCGCACCAGCAAUUACAGCAGAUAUUGAUGUUCCAGAUGUAGAUCUUCAGGCACCAGAAGUCAACGUUGAGGCACCCACUGGAAAGCAUAGAUUUCGAACUUUAAAAAUGCCCAAAAUUAACUGGUCUGGACAUAAGGUGAAGGGACCAAACCUUGAUAUUGAUGCUGAUCUGAAGAAAGCAGAUUUGGACCUCUCAGCUCCGGAGGUUGAUGUGAAUUUACCAGAAGCAGAUCUCCAAGGCCCUGAUCUCAACCUCUCAGCACCAGCAAUUGAAGGAGACAUCGCUGUUCCAGAUAUCAAUGUCAGUUUGCCUGAAGCUGACCUCAAAGGACCAGAUGUAGAUUUAGACCUUGAUGCUCCCUCUGGAAAAUUCAAGUUGCCGAAACUAAAAUGGCCAAAAAUAAGAAAAGUAAAAGGACCGGAACUUGAUGUAGAUGCUGAUCUUAAGACCCCAGAAUUAGAUGUUGAUGUUAAUUUACCUGAAGCAGAUCUGAAAGGGCCUCGUCUCGACUUGAAAACAACAGAUCUCAACCUCUCAGCACCAGCAAUUGAGGAAGACUUUACUGUUCCAGAUUUGAAUAUCAGUUUGCCUAAAGUUGACCAUGAUGCUCCCUCUGGAACAUUGAAGUUACCAAAAUACAACCCCCCAAAAUUCAGUUUAACAGGACCAAGAGUUAAAGGACCAAACCUUGAUGCUGAGCUAAAGGCCCCAAAAUUGGAUGUCUCUGUUCCUGAUGUGGAUGUCAGUUUGCCAACAGCUGACUGCCAAGCCCCUGUAGUAGAGCUGAAAACACCAGACCUUUCUGCCCCCAAAAUCAAGGGAUCUAUGGCUGCUCCAGGUUUGAGUACCAGUUUGCCUGAAGCUGGCAUUAAAGGUCCAGCGGUGGAUCUUAAAGCCCCAGAAGUUGACCAUGAUGCCCCAUCUGGAACCUUCAAGUUGCCCAAAUUCAAACUCCCCAAAUCCAGUUUAACAGGACCAAGAGUUAAAGGACCAAACCUUGAUGCUGAGCUAAAGGCCCCAAAAUUGGAUGUCUCUGUUCCUGAUGUGGAUGUCAGUUUGCCAACAGCUGACUGCCAAGCCCCUGUAGUAGAGCUGAAAACACCAGACCUUUCUGCCCCCAAAAUCAAGGGAUCUAUGGCUGCUCCAGGUUUGAGUACCAGUUUGCCUGAAGCUGGCAUUAAAGGUCCAGCGGUGGAUCUUAAAGCCCCAGAAGUUGACCUUGAUGCCCCAUCUGGAACCUUCAAGUUGCCCAAAUUCAAACUCCCCAAAUCCAGUUUAACAGGACCAAGAGUUAAAGGACCAAACCUUGAUGUUGAGCUAAAGGCCCCAAAAUUGGAUGUCUCUGUUCCUGAUGUGGAUGUCAGUUUGCCAACAGCUGACUGCCAAGCCCCUGUAGUAGAGCUGAAAACACCAGACCUUUCUGCCCCCAAAAUCAAGGGAUCUAUGGCUGCUCCAGGUUUGAGUACCAGUUUGCCUGAAGCUGGCAUUAAAGGUCCAGCGGUGGAUCUUAAAGCCCCAGAAGUUGACCUUGAUGCCCCAUCUGGAACCUUCAAGUUGCCCAAAUUCAAACUCCCCAAAUCCAGUUUAACAGGACCAAGAGUUAAAGGACCAAACCUUGAUGCUGAGCUAAAGGCCCCAACAUUGGAUGUCUCUGUUCCUGAUGUGGAUGUCAGUUUACCGACAGCUGACCUCCAAGCCUCUGUAGUAGAGCUGAAAACACCAGACCUGGACCUUUCUGACCCCAAAAGUAAAGUGGUCCUUGAAGGACUAGAUGUAGAUCUCCAAGCCCCAGAUGUUGAUCUUAAUGCUUCUGUUGACCUUAAUGUUGAUGCUGAUCUGAAGACACCAAAUUUUGCCAUCUCCGCUCCUAAGGCUGAUGUGAAUUUACCAGAAGUAGAUCUCCAAGGUCCUGGUCUAGACCUGAAAGCACUAGAGCCCAACCGUUCUGCCCCCAAACUUGAGGGUGAAGUGAAUGUACCAGAGAUAAGAAUCAAUGUACCCAAACCUGACCUCAAAGGACCUGCAGUAGAUCUAAAAGCUCCAGAUGUAGACAUUGAUGCCCCUUCAGGCAAAUUCAAAUUGCCUCAUUUUAAACUCCCCACAUUUGGCCUUUCAGGUUCUAAACUGAAGGGACCAAAACGUGACAUUGAUACACCUGACAUUAAUAUUUCAGUUCCCAGAGUUGAGACUCGGCUUGAAACCCCAAAGGUAGAUUUAGCUGUACCUCAAGCAUACCUCAAUCUAUCUGAUCCUAAUGUUAAAAGUUAUAUUAGUGCUCCAGAUGUAAAUCUAAGUUUACCAAAAACGGACUACUCUGGCCCUGAGGUUGAGUUGAAUGGUCCUGAUCUAAGUCUCUCUACCCCAGGAAUUGAAGUAAGUGUCCCAGACAUUAAAGGCCCUGAGGUUGAGUUGAAAGCUCCAGAUGUUGACAUUGCGGCUCCCUCUGGAAAACUGCCUCAUUAUAAGAUGCCAAAGUUUGGUCUCUCAGGACCUAGAAGAAAGGGAACAGAAUAUAAUGCUAGUGCAGAUGUAAAUAUACCUGAUGUGGAAGUUUUAUUCCCCAAAGUUGAGGGAGAGAUUAGUACACCUGAACUGAGUCUCUCUGCUCCUGGCAUUGAGGCCAGUGCUGACAUGCCAGAUUUGGAUGUAAAUUUACCAGAAGCUGACCUCAAAGUAGAUGUUGAGGAAGAGGGAGACACUCACAAAAGUACGUUCAAAUGGCCAUUCAAGUCGCCAAGCUUUAAAUCAUCUGGCUCAAAAGGUAAAGAUUCUGACAUGGACGAUGAGGAAGAACAGAGUAGGAAUGAAUCAAAGAGUGAUCAGGUAGAGGUACCAAUGUUUACCUUUCACAGACUGCCACAGACCAACAAGAUUGAGAGUGCAUUCCAAGAUGCUGCCAAGGCCCUUGGUGAGGCGAUUGACACACAAAAUCUUGACGGAGGCCUUGAAACAGCUGGCGCAGAGGUCAGUUUGCCUAAAGUGAAUGAAGGACAGAAGGUGACAUCACCUUCAGGACUUAUUAACAUCAUGGAGCGGUUGAAGAGAUUUAAAGCAAAAACACCCACAGCUAAUGUCUCCCUACCAGAAGUGAAAGGUGAGCUCCGUGCCCCUAGCCUUAAUGUCAGGUCCACCUCAGACGCAGACAGUUCCACUUUGCUAAAAAGAGGGACUUUCAAAGUUACGAAACCUAAAUCUGGGGUAGGCCUGGAAUACCCUGUAGUGGACUCAUCGGAGGGAAACGAUAUCAUAUCAAUAAGCCUCUCCAAUAUGCUUGGUCUGAAUAUCAAAGAACCCGAUGCAGAUUAUUGA
This is a messenger RNA of Coregonus sp. 'balchen', 10661 nucleotides long. The record is from the annotation of a GenBank genome assembly. Lineage: Eukaryota; Metazoa; Chordata; Actinopteri; Salmoniformes; Salmonidae.